Molecule: messenger RNA, 279 nt
Organism: Linum tenue
Lineage: Eukaryota; Viridiplantae; Streptophyta; Magnoliopsida; Malpighiales; Linaceae
Source: the annotation of a GenBank genome assembly
AUGGCAAUGACUACCAUUAACCAUGAGAUCAAGUCCUCCAACAUCUCAGCACAAAAAAUGUUCAAGGCUGUGGUCCAAGAAAGCAACACCACCUACAUGACCGUCUUUCCUCAACUGAUCAAGACUAUCGAGACUAUUCAAGGAGACGGCGGCCCUGAAACAAUACUCAGGUUCUACUUUAUUGAUAGUGGUAAACAUUUCCCUCUUUGUGUUUUUAUUUCGUCACAAUUGUUUCUCUGCGGAUCGAGAAAUAGGAGAAACGAAAAAAGUAAGAAAUAA